Aegilops tauschii subsp. strangulata is the source of this 726-nucleotide messenger RNA. RefSeq names its product histone H3.3. Gene Ontology annotation, molecular function: structural constituent of chromatin; protein heterodimerization activity; DNA binding. Gene Ontology annotation, cellular component: nucleosome. The record is from RefSeq and is a predicted model, not a curated record. NCBI's taxonomy places the organism in Eukaryota, Viridiplantae, Streptophyta, Magnoliopsida, Poales, Poaceae.
ACUCUACCCAAUUCGCCGCAUUCGAUUUCGAGUUCCACCGCCCGCGCCCGCACCCGCACAGCAAAGGCAACCGGAGCCAUGGCCCGUACCAAGCAGACCGCCCGCAAGUCCACCGGCGGCAAGGCGCCCCGCAAGCAGCUCGCCACCAAGGCCGCCAGGAAGUCGGCCCCGACCACCGGCGGCGUGAAGAAGCCGCACCGCUACAGGCCCGGGACCGUGGCGCUCCGCGAGAUCCGCAAGUACCAGAAGAGCACGGAGCUGCUCAUCCGCAAGCUGCCCUUCCAGCGCCUGGUCCGCGAGAUCGCGCAGGACUUCAAGACGGACCUCCGCUUCCAGUCCCACGCCGUGCUCGCCCUCCAGGAGGCGGCCGAGGCCUACCUCGUCGGCCUCUUCGAGGACACCAACCUCUGCGCCAUCCACGCCAAGCGCGUCACCAUCAUGCCCAAGGACAUCCAGCUCGCCCGCCGCAUCCGCGGGGAGCGCGCCUAAGCGGGAGCGAGACCAAUCACAACCCCAGCCGCCUCAUGCCACCGUUCGCCAGCAGUAGUUGAUUCGCCUGCCCUUUUAAUUAGAUCGUGUUAGGUCGUUUGCGGUGAUGCAAACAGAUGCUUACUGUGAAAUUGUUGGUUAAUAUACUGUUGAUCGACCAUUAUCGAUGUAUGCAAUUCUGAGGUACUGUGAGGUUGAUGCCUCCUAUUCUCUGAAUCCUCAUGUGAUUUUCGUUCA